Brassicogethes aeneus is the source of this 1137-nucleotide messenger RNA. Lineage: Eukaryota; Metazoa; Arthropoda; Insecta; Coleoptera; Nitidulidae. The record is from the annotation of a GenBank genome assembly.
AUGGAUCACAAAUUCUCAAAAGAUAAAUAUCAAAAUGCUAUUAAAAGAGACUUGAUAUCUUCAUUCGAGGCAACCGGUAUAGUACCUGUCAACGCAAACCGUGUGCUGGAGAAGCUACCCAGGGAAGAUCUUGAGGAAGGUCAAAUUCAAAAUAUUGUUGUUGAAUAUUUAAAGCAGCAAAGGUUUUCUAAUACACCAAGUCGGCGUAACAGGAAGCGAACCAAGCUUGUUGUCGAACCGGGCAAAAGUGUCACUGCCCAAACUACAGAAUCCAGUAGUUCAGAGAGUGAUAUAGAAGACCCAAUAACUAAUGAUGAUUCUGAUGAUGAUAUAGAUGCCGAAAAUGCUAUUAUGUCAUUACAGGAAAUCGAAGAAACGGAAUAUAUGGAAGUAGACAUAGACGAUAUAAAAAAACGAACAUUUUUACUGGUUAGAGUUCUUGGUGGAAUGAGAAAAAGUGUUACUUAUCGUUAUGUAGUCAUUGUUCAGAACGUUACGAAUGAUGAAGAAAUUGAAGUUUUGGGGAUGAAAUCUUUAGAUAAAACAAAGAAAACUUUCAAAGUAGAAGAAAACGAUGAAUUCUCGGUAGAUUUCAUAGACGUUAUCGCUAUUUUACCUCAACCCACGCUUGACGGUGCCACAGAAUUUUAUAUUUUUAAGAAGAUAAUAGAUGUCAAAGAAAUGAAGACGUCUCAAACAAAAAGGGUGCUCAUAGAACAGAGCCUUCAUGCUAGCACGGAGCCCGUUGAGAAUCCUGUGAAGGACCAGCACUGCGAGCUGUUCCGCUGGGCCAUCCUGAUCACGGUCUCUAGUCAUCCAUUGCACCCCGAAGGUAGAAACACUAACGUGGCAGCCACCCCCUCCGGUAAGUUCAAAGACGAGGACAUAAGCGCCAAUUUGGCACCGCAAAGCUUAAUAAAUUGGUGCUCGAGGCCUCACAGCCAACUUCGGGGACUUUUUAAAGCAACGGCUAGCAGCAGCUCAAAUGUGGGGAAAAAUGCACAAUUUGCGGCAUAUGUGUGGGAGGUCCUCGAGUCCUUAAAACCCCGCCGAGCACUUAGGUUGCGAAGGGAUCUUGCGCCACUCCUGGAGAAGGCGGAAGAAGAAGAGGAAAAAGAACAGGAAACGAAAAAUUAA